CCACCCCUCACGCAAGUAGCAAGACCACGUUCGCAGCAGCAGCAACAUGAGCACGCCGAAGCAAGAGCAACAGCAACAGCAGCAGCAGCAGCAGCAGCAGCCACAGCAGCUGCAGCAAGCUGCACAACCUCCACCCGCGAAGCCAUGCUACGGCAUUGUCAAGCAGAUAAAUUCGGGUGAUUCUAUAACAAUUAGAGGGCAGCCAAAGGGAGGUCCUCCACCAGAAAAAACCUUAAUUUUAUCCAAUGUCAUGGCUCCAAAAUUGGGUCGUCGUACAGUUAAUACAAAUGUUGAAACUAAGGAUGAGCCAUAUGCAUGGGAAGCAAGAGAAUUUUUAAGAAAAAAAUUGAUUGGACAAGAAAUUUCUUUUAUCGAAGAAAAAUCCCCAAAUAAUAAUAGAACAUAUGGACGCGUAUGGCUUGGAAAAGAUCAAACAGGGCCAAGUGUAACAGAACUCUUAGUUGCUGAAGGCCUUGUAACUGUUAAACGUGAUACACGUGUUCCUACUCCAGAACUUACAAAAUUACAAGAAUUAGAAGCAGCUACAAAAGCUGCUGGCAAAGGAAUGUGGUCUAAAGCUACUCCGUUAUCUCAACAUAUUCGCGAUGUUAAGUACACUGUGGAGAAUCCAAUGAGCCUUGUUGACAAAUAUGGUGGUAAACCUAUCAAAGCCCUAAUCGAGCAUGUGAGGGAUGGAUCCACAGUUAAGGCCUUGCUUUUAGCAGACUUCUAUCAUAUUACUUUGACCAUUUCCGGUAUUCGUUGCCCAGGGUUCAAACAAGAUGGUCCAGAAUCCUUUGCCGAUCAGGCAAGAUACUUUGUUGAAUCACGUCUCCUACAAAGAGACAUUGAGGUCAUUCUAGAAUCUGCUAAUAACACCCAGUUUAUUGGAAGUAUUCUUCAUCCUAAAGGAAAUAUAGCAGAAGCUUUGUUAGCUGAAGGAUUUGCUCGAUGUAUUGAUUGGUCUAUGAAUCAUAUAAAGACUGAUAAACACAAGUUAUACCUCGCUGAAAAAGCAGCCAAGGAUAAACGAUUACAUUUGUGGAAAGAUUAUGUGCCAGCGCGCCCGUCCGAAGAAUUUACUGGUACCGUCAAUGAGAUUGUGAGUGCCGAUGCCAUCAUUGUACGUAUGGCCAAUGGCGAAACGAAGAAAGUCUUUUUAAGCAGCAUCCGACCUCCACCUCGUGAGAAGCGACCGCCUAAUGAAGAUGGUAAAGUUACCAGGGCAAAGGACUUUCGGCCACUCUAUGACGUACCUUGGAUGUUUGAGGCAAGGGAGUUUUUGCGUAAGAAACUCAUUGGUAAGCAGGUAAAAGUUGUAGUAGAUUAUGUACAACCAGCAAGAGACAAUUUUUCUAAGAAAACCUGCUGCACUGUGAGUAUUGGAAAAAUUAACGUCGCUGAAGCAAUGGUUUCAAAAGGCUUCGCUACCGUGGUUCGUUAUCGUCAAAACGAUGACCAACGUUCCUCCUAUUACAACGACUUACUCGUCGCGGAAAGCAAGGCCGAAAAAUCUCAGAAUGGACUACAUGCGAAGAAAGAUGUGCCUCUUCAACGAAUCCGCGAUGUUUCGACGGAUCCGGCCGCUGCUAAAUCCCAUCUACAAUCUUUGAAGCGUGCUCGAGAAAUUAAGGGUGUUGUAGAGUUUGUUACAAGUGGAUCGCGUCUCAAGCUCUUCGUCCCGAAAGAGUAUUGCCUAAUCACAUUCUUACUUGCUGGAGUCAAAUGCCCACGUACUGCUCGAAUGACUCCUGGUGUCGGGAUAACGGAGGCCGAACCAUAUGCCGAAGAAGCAUUAAUGUUCACGCGAAAAUUUUGCUUCCAGAAGGAUGUUGAUAUACAAGUGGAAAACAUGGAAUCGAAGGGCAGUGGCUUUAUAGGUUGGCUUUUUAUUGAUGGAGUAAAUUUGUCGGUAGCUUUAGUAGAGGAAGGCUUGGCCGAGGUAUCAAAUUUUAUUGAGCAAGGAGAACAUCUUAAGACCCUCAAGGCUGCUGAAGAACGAGCCAAGACUAAGAAAUUAAAUAUCUGGAAAGAUCGUGUUGAGAUCGAAGUUGAGCCAGAGAAAGAGCGGGAGGAGGAACGCACGCCUGUUGAACGGAAAAUCGACUACCAAGAAGUCGUGGUAUCAGAAGUAACUGAUGAUUUGCACGUCUACACGCAGAGGGUCGAUCAAAAGACAGCUCUUGAGGGUCUAUUAUCUUGCUUGCGUCAAGCAAUCGCAGCCAAUCCCCCAUUGGCCGGUGCUUACACCCCAAAAAGGGGUGACCUUGCCAUUUGCAAAUUCACUGAAGAUAACGAAUGGUAUCGUGUUAAGGUCGAAAAAAUCUCCGGACCAAAUAUCUCAGUCUUUUAUAUCGAUUAUGGAAAUCGAGAAGUUAUUAAUGUGACGAGGCUUGCAGCAAUGCCAGUUGGUUUUGCUGCGGAUAAACCUUAUGCAACAGAGAAUAUGCUAGCAAUUGUUGCUGUACCUAAAGAUGAAGAUGAUAAACAAGCUGCUGUUCAAGCUUUUAUUGAUGAUACUGUAACUGGAAAACCUUUGCUAUUAAAUGUUGAAUACAAAAUUUCUGGAAUUCCAGUCAUAACAUUAGUCGAUCCUACUAGUAAAGAAGAUAUUGUAAAAGGUCUUGUCGCUGAUGGAUACUUAAUCUGUACUCGCUAUAAAGAAAGAAAAUUGAAAGACUUGCGUGAAGAAUACAGAAAAGCUGAAAAAGAAGCAAGAGAUAAACAUCGUAAUAUUUGGCAGUAUGGCGAUAUUACUGAAGAUGAUGCUAAAGAAUUUGGUAUUGGUCGCUAAAUUGUUCAAUAAUAAAAAAUCUAACAAAACUUGGGCAAAAAGAUGGUAGAUAUGGUGGGGCAAACAAUAAGAUAUUCUAUGAUAUACGCAGCAUAAUAAAUACGUAUUUCAAUGAUGAAUUAUGUCAGACCUUUUGAAAUUAUGGAUGCAAAUGCGAUGAGAACUUAUAUAAGCGAAUAGAUCAGUGAAGAAAUAUGAAUUGUACAUAAUAAUUGAAAGAAGUUAAGAAAACCGAAUGAAUUAAUAGUUACAGGGGUUAAGAUAGCAUGCGGUUUUACUAUCUGUCCUUUACAAAGCUCUUGUACCUUCCUACCCCCAUGAGACUGUCUCACUGUAAAAUGUAUUUCUGUAUAUGCGAUCAAUCAUUGUUAUUGUACACGCACUAUUGCGUUUAUUCUUUAUUAAAGGGACACUUCAUACAGGUAGAAAAUUACGAAAACCAUUUAUUUGUAUAAUAUGAAAUAUAAUAUUUUGAAACUUUUAAUGAA
Molecule: messenger RNA, 3282 nt
Organism: Ceratosolen solmsi marchali
Lineage: Eukaryota; Metazoa; Arthropoda; Insecta; Hymenoptera; Agaonidae
Gene: Tudor-SN
Product: staphylococcal nuclease domain-containing protein 1
Exons: 9
Coding region: 47-2794 (915 amino acids)
Biological process (GO): mRNA catabolic process; regulatory ncRNA-mediated gene silencing
Cellular component (GO): RNAi effector complex; nucleus; cytosol
Molecular function (GO): RNA binding; nuclease activity
Source: RefSeq, a predicted model, not a curated record